AUGUCCAUUAUAGAUUUAGAAGAUUCUAUUGCUUCUACUAUUGAUGUAACAGCAGAUAUAAGUGAGAAUGAGAAUCUUUUACCAUAUUUGAAAUUACGUAAGUAUUUUAUUUUAUGUGAAAUGGAUGAAAGCAACUCUUAUAAUAUGAUCAGCACCAAAUGCCGUCUCUGUAAGAAGAUAAUAUCAUCUUCCAAAAUAUCAUCCUCGAACUUAAAGAGACAUUUACAAAAAAAGCACAGUGAAUUUAAAAAUGAGAUUACCAAACACCUCAACGAAUUCUCUACCCAAAAAAAUAUAUCACUGCAAAACCAAAGUGGUUCUGGUUGCAAAUCCAGACAAUCUAAAUUAAAUUUUAACAAUCUAAGCAUUCCAGCUGUAUCGCAAAAAACAGCAGACAAGGUUAUCAUGGAUUUUAUUAUUGACACCUUCCAACCACUGUCUCUGGUUGAUGAUCCUUCAUUUGAAAAAAUGAUUAAAACUUUUUCUCCUGCUACAAAAAUUAUUUGUCGCCAAACACUGGGCAACAGGAUAUCUACUUCCUUCUCUUAUAUGACGACAAAUCUUAUAAAAGAUUUGUCUGAAGUUUCUUAUGUAUGCACCACUGCUGAUUGUUGGAGUGGUCAUCGAAGGGCUUUUAUUGGACUUACUACACAUUGGCUGGAUCCGUUAACCCUCAAGAGAAGGUCAGCCGCUUUGGCACUGAGGAGGAUAAUUGGGAGGCAAACAUAUGAUGUUUUGGCCAACGAAAUCAUGGGUAUCCACAAGUUCUAUAAAAUUCAUAAUAAGGUGGUGAAGAAGGUGACUGACAAUGGAACCAACUUUGUCAAGGCAUUUAAAGUUUUUGGAGAAAAUGAAGAAGAUAGUAGUGAGGAUAAGGAAUUAAUAAAUUUGGAUGACAUAUUAUCCGUUGAUGACCCAAUUAUUCCUACUAUCAGCCUACCAACACAUCAACGUACGGAGAUGGCAGAUAGUGAUCUCAAUUAUAAACGAAUAUCUAGAUCCACUUUUGCAAAAUGUUUUGCUUUAGUUAAUAAACAAAAUAUGUCGUUAAAAAUGGCGGAUAUUUUAUUGGAGAAAUUGGUAAGAUAUUUAAUAGCUCCCAACAAGACAAGAUGGAAUUCUUAUUACCAAUCCAUGAAAUUAAUAGAUAAGAUGCUUUCUGAAAAGUUUUCAGAAGUAGAACAAGUAUGUGAUCAAAUUGGAUUUGCAAUGUUAGAGGAAUGUUAUGGAACCUUUGGCGAUCUCGUUAAAAAUCUUGGAACGAAAGGAUAUGGAGCAGGGAUAUUUAACUCCCGUUCUAUCGAUAUUGAUAGAUAA
This is a messenger RNA of Gordionus sp. m RMFG-2023, 1317 nucleotides long. RefSeq lists its product as uncharacterized. The transcript is spliced from 5 exons. The record is from RefSeq and is a predicted model, not a curated record. The coding region runs from base 1 to 1317 and encodes 438 amino acids. NCBI's taxonomy places the organism in Eukaryota, Metazoa, Nematomorpha, Gordioida, Chordodea, Parachordodidae. Gene Ontology annotation, molecular function: DNA binding.